This is a messenger RNA of Paramecium tetraurelia, 597 nucleotides long. RefSeq lists its product as uncharacterized. NCBI's taxonomy places the organism in Eukaryota, Ciliophora, Oligohymenophorea, Peniculida, Parameciidae. The record is from RefSeq and is a predicted model, not a curated record. The transcript has 3 exons.
AUGUUUAAUGAUUCAAUUGAUAUUUAGACGCAACAAAAAGACCAACAAAACAUACCUUCCUAAUAUCCAUACUUAGUGUAUAAUUUCCCAUCUACUUCAUUGAUGGAGUAUAAUAACUCUCAAAUUCCGUAAUUACAAAUAAAAAAUUCAAAUGAUUCGCUUUUUAAAGAGAAUAUGCAAAUUCCAGGAUUCUUUUAAGGCAUCUCUGUACCAAGCUUUUAAUUCAACAAUUCUAAUCAAUUUUAUUUGAAUGAAUAGAAACCUCCAUUAGUACCUUCUAUGGCAAAUGCAUUAGCAUCUGUUUUUAAUGAAUAACAAAAAUCAAGUCUAUAAAAUGACAAUAAAAGUAAUCGCAUCAUAAUUGGUACCCAAACACUUUGCAAUAUAGAGAUGAUAUUUGUGUAGAGGUAUUUCGAUAUUAAGAACCAAAUAUUUUGUCAUCCAAAUAUGAAAUACACCUUGAACGAGGAUAGAUCCAUUUCAAAUUCGGCAUGGUUAAAGGAUCGUAUUAAAAAUAGAUAUAAAAAACCAGUAAGUUAUACUUUUGAUAAGGUAGAUCAAGGAAUCUAUGUUCGAUUUAAUCGAUAUUUUAGCUGA